Messenger RNA from Perca fluviatilis (European perch), 1965 nucleotides. RefSeq names its product acetyl-CoA acyltransferase 1 (gene acaa1). Gene Ontology annotation, biological process: phenylacetate catabolic process; fatty acid beta-oxidation. NCBI's taxonomy places the organism in Eukaryota, Metazoa, Chordata, Actinopteri, Perciformes, Percidae. The record is from RefSeq and is a predicted model, not a curated record. Gene Ontology annotation, molecular function: acetyl-CoA C-acyltransferase activity. Gene Ontology annotation, cellular component: peroxisome.
CGUCCGGACUGGAACAACACGGAUGUGUUAUCUGACAGCUGAGAGCAGAGUGCAACUCAAACGCUCCGUGUGCAGCUGCGUAACCUCUCACGUUAAACCGGUGUGUUUCUUUGUCGUCCUAAUGCACAGAAUAAAGAUCCUUUCGGGCCACCUGUGUCCCCCCGGGUCCUCUGAACACACACGGGACUUAUGGAGGUCGGACUGCGGCUGCGCGGCCAGCAGCAGCCCGGAGGACGUGGUGGUGGUCCACGGCCGGAGGACCGCCGUCGGGAAGGCGAGGAGAGGCGCGUUCAAGGACACCACUCCUGAUGAGCUGCUGAGUGCCGUGAUGACAGCUGUGCUGACCGAUGUUGGACUCUCACCUGACAAGCUGGGAGACGUGGCUGCAGGUAACGUGCUGCAGCCCGGCGCCGGCGCUCUGAUGGCCCGAGUGGCUCACUUCCUCAGCGGCUUCCCAGAGACCGUACCCGUCUACACCGUCAACCGGCAGUGCUCCUCUGGGCUGCAGGCGCUGUUUAACAUUGCAGGAGCUAUCAGGAGUGGAUCCAUUGACCUGGGCCUCGCGUGUGGCGUGGAGAGUAUGUCUCUGCGUUCCAUAGGAGAACCAGGAGAUCUGAGCUCCAGGCUGACGGACAACGACAAGGCCAGAGACUGCAUCAUCCCCAUGGGCAUCACCUCGGAGAACGUGGCAGAGAAAUUUGGCGUCUCCAGAGAAAAGCAGGACGCCUUCGCUCUCAGUUCUCAGCAAAAAGCGGCGCGGGCGCAGGACACGGGCGCGUUUGAACGGGAGAUUGUUCCCGUCAGCACGCGGCUCGUGGACGCCGACGGUAGCGAGCGGCAGGUGACGGUGGACCGAGACGACGGCGUCAGAGCCGGGACCACGCUGGCCGGUCUGGGGAAACUCCGGCCGGCCUUCAAACCCGACGGCAGCACCACGGCAGGGAACUCCAGCCAGGUGAGUGACGGAGCAGCAGCCGUGCUGAUUGGCCGCAGGUCUGCGGUCGAGGUUCUGGGUCUGCCCGUCCUGGGAGUCCUGAGGGCCAGCGCGGUGGUGGGGGUCCCCCCGGAUCUGAUGGGGAUUGGACCGGCGGUCGCCAUCCCCGUAGCUCUGCAGCAGGCCGGACUAACGGUGGCCGAUAUCGACGUGUUUGAAAUCAACGAGGCCUUCGCCAGCCAGGCGGUGUACUGCGUAGAGAAGCUGGGGAUCCCGCUGGAGAAGGUGAAUCCCAACGGCGGAGCGAUCGCCCUGGGUCACCCUCUGGGCUGCACCGGGGCGCGCCAGGUGGUCACGCUGCUCAACGAGCUCCGACGCAGAGGCCGCAGGGCGUACGGCGUGGUGUCCAUGUGCAUCGGCACCGGGAUGGGAGCUGCCGCUGUGUUCGAGUACCCCGGACCGUAGGAACCAGAUCCAGACUCUGUCGGUCUCUCUCGGUGAUUCAAAGCCCCCCUUUCAGCCUGUCUUAAGAUCUCGUGAGAUUAGCUACAUUUCCAGCAGUCAUACGCACAAGAUCAGGAUGUUUGUAGUGCACCGUGGACAAUUAACAACUUUAGACAGUUUAAAUGCUUUUGCAAGCUGCCAGGGUUCAACGUUAAGGUUUUUCUUUUUUCCACUUGUCUGGUCGGGCAAGUGGAAAACAUUUCUACUUGCACCAAGGCAAUUAUUACUGGCUAUAUAUAUAUAUAUAUAUAUAUAUAUAUAUAUAUAUAUAUAUAUAUAUAUAUAUAUAAUACACAUCAAAAGCAUCGGGAAAAAACUUCGUUCGCUAAACCCACCAGACUCCAUGUAAAUAAUCAGUCAUUUUAGCAUCGUAAAAUACACUUAAUUCAAAGCAGACAGAAACGCAAUACAACUAUCAAAAGCUGUUGUGGGUCGUCUUUCCACUUUUUCAACCAUCACAAGUCUAGUUUUGGUUGAAAUAAACACAUAGUUUACAGAUUUACAUGUGGAGAUAUGCUGGUUCUAUA